GGCGGGGCUUCCGCCAUCAUGGCGGCACCCGGGGAGGAGGAGGAGGAGGCGGCGGCGGCGGCGGAGGCCGAAGAAGGCGACGGCGACGAGAAAGCGCUCAAAAGGCUGGAGGAUUUGGUGACGGAACUUUACCGCUUCCGCGACCGCCUGCCUCAAAAAGAGCGUCCCGCCGACGCCCGCGAAGCCGACGCCCGCGAAGCCGACGCCCGCGAAGCCGACGCCCGCCCCGCCGCGACCCUUUUGGCGGACGAAAUGGAGAAAACGUUACGCCUGAUGGACGAAAUAGAAGUCUCCCCGCAGGGGCGGGGCCGGGCGUUGGUUUUACGGGCGCGGGCGCUGGGCGUGAGCCCCGCCGGGCGGGGCCGGGCGGAGGAAGCUUUGAGCCGCGCCGUCAAACUGGCGCCGGGGCUGGGCCCCGCCUGGCUGCGCCUGGGGGAGGCGCGGUGGCAGCGGGGGGACGUGGAGGGGGCCCGGGCCUGCUUCGCCGGAGCCCUCGCCCACGGGGAGGACGCGGAGGCGCGCCGGCUGCUCUCCAUGGCGUUACGGGCCGGGGGGGCCGGGGGGGCCCUCAGGGAGAGUCUGGCCCAGGCGGAGGCGGCCGUCCGCUGCGCCCCCACCGACGGGCGCUCCUGGUACGUGUUGGGCAACGCCUACGUGUCGCUCUUCUUCGCCGGGGGGCAGAGCCCCGACGCCGCCCGCCGCGCCCUGGGGGCCUACGCCCAGGCCGAGCGGGUGGAUCCGGAAGCGGCCAAUAAUCCCGACCUGCACCUCAACCGUGCCACCCUGCUGCAGUACCAGGAGCGUUUCGGGGCGGCGCUGGAGGGGCUGGGCCGGGCGGCGGCCUUGGCCCCCGGGUGGGAGGAGCCUCGCCGGCGCCACGCCCACCUCCUCGACUUCCUGGGACGGCUCUGCGCCCUGCUGGCCAAUCGGGGGAAGCUGCGGGGGAAGCGCCGCCGGGGGCUGGAGGGGCCCCUCCCCCCCUCCCUGCUGGGCCCUUUGGGGCGGGGCCUCCGCCCCUCCCCCCUCGCCGCCCUCCAGCCCGGCCCCAACCCCCAGCGGGUGCUGCUGGGGCGGGUCCUCUUCACCCUCACCCCCCCGGAGGGGGUCCCCUACGCGGUGGGCGUGGCCGACGGGGCGGGGUCAGCGGCGGCGCUGACCAUUUACAACGCGGCGCCGGGCUGGGGGGUGCUGGUGGGGGAUGGGCUGGCCGUGGCCGAACCCCGGCUCUGCCACCACCUGCACCAGUGGCAGGGGAAGACCUUCUCCUUCACGGGGAUCCGGGUGCCGUCGCCGCUGUCGCUGGUCGUCAAUGGGCGUCGCCCGCCGGGCCCCGCCCUCGCCCCCGCCCGCCUCGCCCUCGUCAACGACCCCGCCCCCGCCAGCGAAGCCCCGCCCCCUUAGCCCCGCCCCCGCCAGUGCUCCCAGUUCAAGGACUGGGAAGGGGGCGGGGCAAUAAAGGGCGGUGCUCGCUC
Harpia harpyja (harpy eagle) is the source of this 1472-nucleotide messenger RNA. RefSeq names its product tetratricopeptide repeat domain 5 (gene TTC5). NCBI's taxonomy places the organism in Eukaryota, Metazoa, Chordata, Aves, Accipitriformes, Accipitridae. The record is from RefSeq and is a predicted model, not a curated record. Gene Ontology annotation, molecular function: protein binding.